Messenger RNA from Dipodomys ordii (Ord's kangaroo rat), 2683 nucleotides. It is a transcript of the gene Slc22a11, whose product is annotated as solute carrier family 22 (organic anion/urate transporter), member 11. Gene Ontology annotation, molecular function: transmembrane transporter activity. The record is from RefSeq and is a predicted model, not a curated record. Gene Ontology annotation, cellular component: membrane. The coding region runs from base 193 to 1848 and encodes 551 amino acids. NCBI's taxonomy places the organism in Eukaryota, Metazoa, Chordata, Mammalia, Rodentia, Heteromyidae. Gene Ontology annotation, biological process: transmembrane transport. The transcript is spliced from 10 exons.
UGGUCCCUGAUACCCCCCCCCCGGGGGCAUGCUGGGAUGUCUUCUAGAGACAUCAAAGCAUUCCAGAGGACCUGGGGACUGUCAUCCUGCUGGUGUGGGGACAGUGGCCACUGAGAGAGGCUCAGCCAAGGCCUGGGGUCUGGUUCCAGGCAGGCGAGGCCCUGCACCCUGGGCGCCAGGGGCAGCCAGGACAUGGCGUUUGAGGAGCUGUUGGAGCGUGCUGGUGGCAUGGGCCUCUUCCAGGUGCUCCAGUUGGCCACACUGUUCCUCCCAUCCCUCUUCACCCCUCCAAACCUGCUGCUGGAGAACUUCUCGGCCGUCAGCCCCAGCCACCGCUGCUGGACCUCCGUGCUAGACAAUGGCUCCCAGAUCCCCGCCAAUCUCACCCCGGAGGCCCUCCUGGCCGUGUCCAUCCCCCUCGGUCCUGACCAGCAGCCCCAUCGCUGCCGCCGCUUCCGACACCCCCAGUGGCAGCUCCUGGACCCCAACAACACGGCCACCAACAGGAGCGAGGCUGCCACAGAGCCAUGCGUGGACGGCUGGGUCUACGAUUACAGCACCUUCACCUCCACCAUCGUGACCACAUGGGACCUGGUGUGCAGUGACCAAGGCCUGAAGCCCCUGGGCCAGUCCGUCUACAUGAUGGGGUUACUGAUGGGGACCUUCGUCUGGGGCAUCCUGUCUUCCCGGUUAGGACGUAAGCCAAUGCUGACCUGGUGCUGGCUACAAACUGGUGUGGCUGGCACCAGCACUGUCUUUGCCCCGAAUUUCCCCAUCUACUGUGGCCUGCGGUUCCUGAGUGCCUUCGGGCUGAGCGGCAGCAUCCUGAUCACAACCACGCUGAUAGCCGAGUGGACCACAACCCGCUGGAGAGCUGUUGCCAUGACGAUUCAGUGCUGCACCUACAGCAUGGGCCAGAUGGGCCUGGCCGGCCUGGCGUUCGCCCUGCGGGACUGGAGAGCCCUCCAGCUGGCUGUGUCCGUGCCCUUCCUGCUCACCUUCCUGAUCUCAUGGUGGCUGCCAGAGUCCGCCCGAUGGCUGCUCAUCAAAGGCAAACCAGACCAAGCCCUUGGGGAACUUCAAAAAGUGGCCAGGAUCAACGGCUGCAAGGAAGCCCCGAAGACCCUGACCACAGAGGUGCUCAAGUCCACCAUGGAGGAGGAAAUGACCUGUGGGGAGGCUCAGCGGACGCUGCUGGACCUGUUCCAGGUGCCCAUACUGGUCAGGAGGAUAUGGGUCAUGUCCAUGGUGAGCGUCUGCAUACAGCUGUCCUACUACGGGCUGGUCCUGGACCUGCAGAGCCUGGGCCGGGACCUCUUCCUCCUGCAGGCCCUCUUCGGAGCCGUGGAUAUCGUGGGCCGGGUCACCUCCAUCCCCAUGCUCAGCCUCCUGGGCCGCCGCAUGACUUUGGCCAGCUUCCAGGCCCUGGCCGGCGCGUGCAUCCUGGCCAAUGUGCUUGUGCCCCAAGAUCUGCAGGCCCUGCGCGUGGCGCUGGCUGUGCUGGGGAGAGGCUGCUUUGCGAUCACCCUGACCAGCAUCACUGUCUACGGGACAGAGCUCUUCCCGACCUCGCUGCGCAUGGCAGCAAACGGCUUCCAGCAGUCUCUAGGCCGCGUGGGAGCGAUAGCUGGGCCUUUGCUCAGGAUGGCCCACCAGACCCUGCCUCUGCUGCCACCGCUCUCCUACGGUACUGUCCCCAUUGUCUCCGGCCUGGUCAUGCGGCUCUGCCUCCCUGACACCCAGGGACAGCCACUCCCCGACACUGUACAGAACCUGGAGAGCCAGAGACAUAGUGCUGCCAGGGACAACAGAAAAGCGGUCAUCAUUACACAGAGCACCUGGCUCUAGAUAUUCCGCCACACGGAGCCCAACUGCCACCUCCCCCCCCCAACACCCCAGGAAGGAGCUGCCUGGACUCUGGGGUUUGGCGUGGCCCAGGCACGUGGCCACCAGGCUGGCGUGAGAUCUGCUGUGACUGGAGGCUGCGUGUCCUCCCUCGCCUCCCCUCGUCCCUGCCCCAGCCCUGUAGGAGCCUGGCUCAUGUCUCCCCACCUUCCCCCAAUCACACCCCGCCAUGUACAGAGUCUUCCGCUAGAAAACAAGAAUGGUUUCGGUGUCCACCUCCCAGGGCCCGAGUUCGAGGCCCGCCAGGCCAGGCCUGCUGUGGGCCCUAGCUGAGGCUCGCAGCUGUGGGCUUCACCGUCGCCUGCCCACCCAUCACCCACAGGAGAUCCUGCCCUGGGCUCUGAGGACCCAGACACUGGACACACGGCCUGCAGGCGGCGUGCUGGCUGCAGGCGGCGUGCUGGCUGCAGGCAUCUGUGCGCAGGGCUGGGAGGUGGGGAAGGGGUGGCUCCAUAGUGGGGGAGGGGUCGGGUGACACCGGGCUCCUGGGAAGACUUGAGGGGAGGAGACAAGAGGAACGGCUCCUGGCCCCUCGGUGUGUAGGCCUUCUGCCACGCGCCAUGCACCCCCACAGUCCCUCCUACCCCUCCCUUGGGCUCCCCAUCACUGUCUGCUGUCCAGACCCCACACAGCCCCGGGGUCCCCACAGUCCCCUGGGAGCCCAGAACCCUCCAGGGGCUCCAGAUGCAGCUCACACACACCCGGACCCUAGCAGGUGCCCCCCGCCCCCCAGCCUCUCCCCACGUAAUAAAUGUCAGUGAUUCAGAUCGUAUGAGAA